This is a messenger RNA of Hydractinia symbiolongicarpus, 1501 nucleotides long. RefSeq names its product polyamine-modulated factor 1-binding protein 1-like. The record is from RefSeq and is a predicted model, not a curated record. The transcript has 6 exons. Lineage: Eukaryota; Metazoa; Cnidaria; Hydrozoa; Anthoathecata; Hydractiniidae. The coding region runs from base 188 to 1288 and encodes 366 amino acids.
UCUUUGUAGUUAGAUAUUAAUGGCUUUACCGAACAUAUCUUCACGUUUCUCUAAUGUCGUUGUAGUUAAUAACUCUAACUGUAAAUGUUCCUUGGAAUCAUUUGCUUUUUAUGAAGCGGCGUUGAUACAAGUUCUAAGAAAAGUAUAUAAAAACAAAAUAGACUUUUUUUGCUAGAACAAUUUUAUUAUGGCAAGUACCGUAAUCAAUAUCUCAGAAGACCCAGAAAGUCUCUAUGGAACAGUUUCAAGUUCAAGUAGUCGCCUAACAAGUACUGAUGACCUGAGUAAAGAGGAGCUAGUCAGAAAGUUGAAAGAGUAUCGAAAGGCAAAUAUAGAGCUGCUGGAGGAUAAAAGACAUCUUCUUCUUCGUUCACAAGAAGCUUGCAAACUGAAGGAGCAAACAUUGGAAGAGAAAGGAGAAGUAUUUCAAGAAAUUAAGUCAAAUUCAUCCACGCGCGAAAAUAUGGACGAAGGGAAAUCAAGAUGUAACUGCGAAGCUGCCACCACUUUAACAGAGGUUAUAAAGGUAAAUCACGUCUGGCAAAAAGAUUAUACUCGACUUUCACAAGAGUUUAACAAAGUAAAAGCACGACUGUGGAAAGCUGAAAGCCAGCUUAGGUUGACCAGACAAGAAAACGAAGAGCUUAUUCGGAAUAUACAAAAAGUGGAAGAACAACAGCCCGACGCAAGAAUGGCUUUCUCAACGGAAAAUAAUACAUACACAUUGGAUGACAUCGAGGCAUUAAAACAACAGUUGAUCAUAUACAAAGAAGAUUAUACGGCUGAAAAAGAAGAUAAGAAGAAGUUAACUGAAGAGCAAAACAAAUUGAAACUUGAACUUCAGAAAGCUUACGGUAUUAUCGAUAGUUUGACUGUGAAAAAUAACACAAUGAAAGAAAAUUAUCGUCGAGUCAGCUCGGAGAAAGAACACAUCAUAAAAGAACUUCGUCGAUUAUCAACUUCCACCUUGCCUUUUUCUCCGGUCUCCCCGCUUACUGCAAGACAUUCGUCGAGUCAAGAAUCAAUAGAUACUCUUAGAAGCGAGGACUUCAUCGCUCACUCGCAAUCACGUCCGCAAUCACCACCCGGCCAUUAUGUACCACCACGCCAUUAUUCGCCACCCCGUCCGUGCUCACCACCAAGAACUUAUUCACCACCAAAUAUACAUAUACCUUUAUCGUUCUACGGGCGCGGUAAUGUCGUCAGAGAUGGUGAAUUUCCUUUGAAUCAAGAACAUAAACAACAAGUGGAUUUAGAUAAGAAAAACGAAAAUGGUUUUUCCUUGUAACUGUUGACAGAUCAUGCUGGUUGUUUGGGGGAAGAAAUUUAAAGUACAUAAUUUAGAAUCAUUAAACUAGAAAAAUCUAGAAUCUAGAAAAGCGCAAAUGGGAAGUUUCUAAUUAUAAAUAUAAAUGUAUAUCUACAUGUAUAUAUAUAAAUGUUGUAGAACAUUAGUAUUUUACUCAAUUGCAACGAAUUGAAAAAAUCUCGUUUGAAUGGA